CCGGAGCACCUAAACGGGAGCGGGAGUCUUUCCGGGCCUCCGCGAGGACCGGCGCGCUCGGAUGUUGUCGCCGUGACCCGGGCGGGGCAGGAGGAGAAGCUGCCGCCGCCGCCAGCAGGCCAGGUUGGGACUCCCCGAGCCGGGCGGGAGGAUGAAGCGCCGGAGCGCCGACUGCAGCAAACUCCGGCGGCCGCUGAAGCGGAACCGCAUCACGGAGGGCAUCUACGGCAGUACUUUCCUGUAUCUGAAGUUCCUGGUAGUUUGGGCCCUCGUGUUGGUGGCUGACUUUGUUUUGGAAUUCAGAUUUGAAUAUUUGUGGCCAUUCUGGCUUUUCAUCCGGAGUGUUUAUGAUUCCUUCAGAUACCAGGGAUUGGCAUUUUCAGUAUUUUUCGUUUGUGUAGCAUUCACAUCAAAUAUCAUAUGUCUGCUAUUCAUACCAAUACAGUGGUUGUUUUUUGCUGCCAGUACAUAUGUUUGGGUACAGUAUGUCUGGCAUACGGAGAGAGGCGUGUGUUUACCAACAGUAUCACUAUGGAUACUGUUUGUUUAUAUUGAAGCAGCAAUCAGAUUUAAGGAUCUCAAAAACUUUCAUGUAGACCUUUGUCGACCUUUUGCUGCACACUGUAUUGGAUACCCUGUUGUGACUUUGGGCUUUGGCUUCAAAAGUUAUGUCAGCUAUAAAAUGCGAUUGCGAAAACAAAAGGAAGUGCAGAAAGAAAAUGAAUUUUACAUGCAACUCCUUCAGCAAGCAUUACCCCCUGAACAACAGAUGCUACAAAGGCAAGAAAGAGAAGCAGAAGAAGUAGCCAAAGGAUUGUCUGAGAUGGAUUCCUCAAUACUUUUGCAACACAAUGGUGGCAUUCCAGCUAAUAAAAAAUUAUCUACAACAUUACCGGAACUAGAAUACAGAGAAAAGGGGAAAGAAAAAGACAAGGAUGCCAAAAAACAUAACCUUGGAAUAAAUAACAAUAUUUUGCAACCUGUAGACUCUAAAAUACAGGAAAUUGAAUAUAUGGAGAACCAUAUCAACAGUAAAAGAUUAAAUAACGAUCUUGUGGGAAGUACAGAAAACCUCUUAAAAGAGGACUCAUGCACUGCCUCAUCCAAAAAUUACAAAAAUGCUAGUGGAGUUGUGAACUCCUCACCUCACAACCACAGUGCAACUAAUGGAAGCAUCCCUUCCUCAUCAGCUAAGAAUGAGAAAAAACAGAAGUGCACUAGCAAGAGCCCAAGCACACAUAAAGACUUAAUGGAAAAUUGUAUCCCCAAUAACCAGCUAAGCAAACCAGAUGCACUGGUAAGGUUGGAACAAGAUAUUAAGAAGUUAAAGGCUGAUCUACAGGCCAGCAGACAAAUCGAACAAGAGCUGCGUAGUCAGAUCAGUUCUCUGACUAGCACAGAGCGGGGGAUCCGAUCGGAAAUUGGACAGCUCCGACAAGAAAAUGAGCUGCUUCAGAAUAAACUGCAUAAUGCUGUACAAAUGAAACAGAAAGAUAAGCAGACCAUUGGCCAAUUGGAGAAAAAGCUAAAAGCAGAGCAAGAAGCACGGACCUUUGUAGAAAAGCAGUUGAUGGAAGAAAAAAAAAGGAAGAAGUUGGAGGAAGCAACAGCUGCUCGGGCUGUUGCAUUUGCCGCGGCUACCAGAGGAGAAUGCACUGAGACGUUACGAAAUCGCAUCAGAGACCUGGAGACAGAGUGCAAAAAGCUAACUAUUGAUAUAAAGGUGAAAGAAGAUCAGAUACGAGAUCUAGAAAUGAAAGUUCAGGAAUGGCGGAAAUACAAAGAGAAUGAAAAGGACACCGAGGUAUUAAUGUCGGCCCUUUCAGCCAUGCAGGAUAAGACGCAGCACUUAGAGAACAGCCUGAGCGCAGAGACAAGAAUCAAAUUGGACCUCUUCUCUGCUUUAGGAGAUGCCAAAAGACAGCUGGAAAUAGCUCAAGGGCAAAUAAUUCAGAAAGAUCAGGAAAUCAAGGACCUAAAACAGAAGAUAGCGGAAGUGAUGGCAGUCAUGCCCAGCAUAACAUACACUGCAGCCACCAGCACGCUGAGCCCAGUUUCUCCACACUAUUCUUCCAAAUUUGUGGAGACGAGCCCUUCUGGACUUGAUCCUAAUGCCUCAGUUUAUCAACCCCUGAAGAAGUAAGCGCCAACUUUCCACCUGUCGCACCGAAGGCAUCAACACAGAAAAAUCUCUUGCAGUCAAGAUGAAAUUUGUAUAGUGUGAAACUGUACUGAUUUCUUGUUUAAAAAUAAAAAUAAAGGGAAGUGGGGGGGCCCAACACCAAGGUUUGACUCAAACUGCCCAUCAGUUUUUUCUUGUAAAUUUUUAGAAAAACUCACAAAACUUUACAAUUUUUUUUUCUUGGCCAAUGCAUUAAGGGGGAAAGAACCCACAAUUCUUGGUUUUCAUAUAGCAAAUUCUGCUUCUCUUUGUUAGUUAAAGUCAAUUCACACACAGAUACCCACACAUAAAUGAAUUGCUGCAAAAAAUUUUCCCUUGAAACUACCAAAAAAAAAAAAAAAAUAGCAGCUCUGCUUGAUUUUAAACCCUUCUUUCUCCCCCCACCCAUUUCUUUUAAAUAUAAUGAAGCCAAAAUGGCAAAUUAAAAAUGGCAAGGAAUAAUGAUGGAAAUUCUUUAGUCUGUUUUUUUGUUUUUUAUGGCGAAAGGAUUUGUAGUGAAAUAAAGCUUUGAUAUAGAGGAUGGUGAGAUGGGGUUGAAUGGAAGGAAGAAUGUCCAAGAUACCAAUUUAGCUUACCCCACUAAGGACCAAAUGUGUAAUAAGAGGGCAUCAUUUUCUUGAAGGAAGGCAAUAAACACAUGAUAAUGACAUGUUCUUGGUAGUUGUGUGAAGGUUCCCAUCAGGAUGGUUAAUGGCUUUGAAAGAUGCUAAUGUUGGCAGGACCUUGAGAAACUAAGAGAUGCCAAGAGGGAAUUUGAUAAUUUAAGACUUAUCUCUCUUCCCCCACUCCCGUUUUGCUCCCACAUAACCUAAAAAAAAAACCACCUAAAACUCGUUUUACAGAGUCUAUUGCAGGUCACCAAUAUAAUUUGGAUGCCAUCUGCGGUUACAUCUCUUUUUUGUUCAUUUUUGGAUACCAAAUCCAACAGUGUUUCCAAUGAUGCGGAUACGCUGUAGCUGAAUAGUAACAGAGGGAGUAUUGUAGUAAAAGCAGAGCAGUGCAACAUAGGGUAUUCCAGAGACUGUCCGACUGGUUUCAUAAAAAGGGCAGCUUGGGUGUUUUGGUUUUUUUUUUUUUUUAAGUCAAAUUUCAAUUAAGCUUUUUAUCAUCCUGAGUUUGACAGUUUCAUUUCAAUGAGACUGGGCUAAAAUCUCAGCCGUUGUGCCAAGGAGGUUUUGUUUUUUUUUUUAAAUAAUUUUUAAAAAAGAAACUCAAAAUUGCACAAAGAUUUCAGUUUAAAUGUAUAUUGUGCAUUGGUAGGAAAGUGUGUUGCACUGGCGACUUUUGAAGUGUUUAAGGUUUGAGUAUGGGUGGGAGGGGCAGUGGGGCAGGGAUUCAAAAUUGUAUUAGUAACUAGCAAAAUUAUUAAAGAGAGAAAUGAAUUCAUUAUGAUUUUGCAAACAUGCAGUGGACUCUGGAAGGACAAAGUUCUUCUUUAAAACACUUUUUAAAGUUUCAUAAUUGGCAGGUAUGCCUUGUUUGAAAACAAAUUAAGUAGGACAAGCAAGUCAAUAAAAUAUGAGUAUUAAUGGUCCAUCAUUUUAAAUCAGAUUCUUUUUCAGAUUAAAAAAAAAAAUCCUAGCUUUAGCCAGGUGUGCAUGUUGCUGUCAUUUUGCUUUUUGGAAUCAUCUUGUGUAAUUGUCACCAUGAAAGUGUUACUCAGAAAUGUCAUUGGUUUUCAUCUUUGUGCAAAACAUGGACUCUUGUCAUUGACUUUUUUGUGUUGAGGUUCCCCCAUUUUUUUAUUUUUAUUUUUUAUUGUUUUAUUUUUCUUGGCUGCCCUUUUGGGCACUCUUUCUGUUGAAAUACUUGGUCUUGGCUGCAUUCCUUUUUUUUUUCUGUGGGGUUUACAAAAAAAAUAUAAAAAUAAACAUUUUCUUGCAGAUAA
Messenger RNA from Pantherophis guttatus, 4070 nucleotides. RefSeq names its product macoilin 1 (gene MACO1). Lineage: Eukaryota; Metazoa; Chordata; Lepidosauria; Squamata; Colubridae. Gene Ontology annotation, cellular component: rough endoplasmic reticulum membrane. Gene Ontology annotation, biological process: neuronal signal transduction. The record is from RefSeq and is a predicted model, not a curated record.